GUGAUCGGCCUCCAGAAGUAUCCCACAAUGCCUGUUCUAGCCACUCUGGUCAUCACUUUGAACUCUACUGCCCUGCCCUAAGGUAACCAACAGUCAGACUCACCCUUUAAAUUCUCUGGGAAUUUUGAAAAUCCCCUUCCUGUUUGCUCAGCCAGGCGUGGAGUGCUCUCAGCGAAUCUUUCCAGGUGACCAUGCCUUCACGCACCAGGAGAUCCCCAGUAUGGAGCAAUGGUGAGGUGCUGGACCUCAUCAGUGUUUGGGGGGAGGAAGCUGUCCAGUCCCAGCUGUGCUCCAGCCGCAGGAAUUACGAUAUCUUCGGGCACAUAUCAAGGGCCAUGCUGGAAAGGGGCCAGGACCAGGACACACUGAAGUGCAGGGUUCAAGUGAAGGAGCUGUGGAAUGCCUACCGCAAAGCCCAAGAGGCAAACAGCAGCUCCGGUGCUGCCCCUGCGACCUGCCAUUUUUACAAAGAGCUGGACGCGAUACUCGGGGACGACCCCACCUCCAUGCUGAGUACCACCCUGGACACCUCAGAGGCCAGUGCAACAAGGCAGGAGGAGGAGGAGCAGCAGCAAAGCGGGAGUGAGGGUGCUCUGGUGGAGGAAGACACCUCGGAAUCUCUAGAUGCAUGCAGCCAGGAGCUGUUCUCAAUCCAGGAGGAAGGUAGCCAGUUGCGGCGGCUGGUGCUUGGGGAAGGACAAACACCAGAGGAGGUUCCUAAUGCAACCUUGAGAUCUCAGCCAUCUGUGUUAUCACCAGCCGAGAGGCUAUCUCAAAGCUCCGUCCAUACUAGUACUCAGGUUUUACCUGUUCAGAGCAAGGUUUUGGACAUGGUAGUAAACAUGGCUGAGCCUUAUCUGCACCAGUUCUCUCACUGUCAGCAGCUGAAAAACAGGAACUAG
Chelonia mydas (Green sea turtle) is the source of this 902-nucleotide messenger RNA. RefSeq names its product zinc finger and SCAN domain-containing protein 29-like. The transcript is spliced from 3 exons. Gene Ontology annotation, cellular component: nuclear body. The coding region runs from base 192 to 902 and encodes 236 amino acids. Gene Ontology annotation, biological process: positive regulation of DNA-templated transcription. The record is from RefSeq and is a predicted model, not a curated record. Lineage: Eukaryota; Metazoa; Chordata; Testudines; Cheloniidae.